GGGUCCAGUGUAUGAUUGGUUUUGUGGUUCUGGCAGUCCGGACUAUCACCGUCCCAUCCAUCGUGGGCAGAGUUGUGCCUCUAACACUGACUGAUGGUCUCUGGAUGCGUUUUUUUUCUCCAGUUUUUGCCUACUUGCUGCUUGCAGUGAGUGACACCUUUGGCAGGUUUGCCACCAUGCUGUAUGUAUUUCCUAGUGCCAGACGUAUAUGGCUGUUGCUCUUCGUUGGCCUGUACAGUCUUUUCCUCCCUGCCUUUUUAUUCUGCAAUGUCCAGCCCCGCAGUCACCUCCCAGUUGUGUUCAAGUAUGAUGCUAUUUUCAUAGUACUGGUACUAGUUUUUGCCAUGAUGGGUGGCUACCUGCGGACCAUCUGCUCCUGCCAUAUAACACAGAUAAUGCCUGUGGAUAAAGUGCAUAUUGCAGGAGAGAUGGUGAACCUGUUCUCUGUUUAUGGCUCCAUCCUAGGAUUUCUGGCGUUCCUGUUCACAGCUAUAGUGUAGUUCUGUUUUUCAGCAACUUACUGGCUAAGAAGGAAAACUUGAGACUACACAACUGCAGGUUCUAACCCCACCCAACGCACUUGUCCAAAUGUAGAUCUGAAUGUAAUCCUGAAUAUUUAUCAAUCUAUUGAUUUUCAAACCCACCCAGGUUCACCAAGGCCAAGAGCUAUAUUAGUAGCUUUGAGAACAAGAAAGGGUGGGAUUCCAUCACAGAGCACAGACUCACUUACACACUCACAAUUAAAAAUACUGGGAGAAUUUAGAGUUGGCAAUUAACCUAAUAUUCAUGUCUUUAAGAUGCAUGAAGAAUACCAGCCAUGAGCUCUUACAAGAUCCAUGUAGAUCAUAAACAGCCUAGUGUAGUAUUUUGUCUGUUUCUUAAGUGUGUUUUGUCUGGUUUGGGGUUUUUCUGCAUGGGAAUAUUGUUUUUGAUAUUAGAUUUUAUUUUGUCUUCUAUUUUUAGGUGCAUUCUCAUAUAAUUUGCACCUAUUGUGAAAGCUCAUAUCUGUCAGUCCGCAUAAAACAACUUGGCCCCCAGUGGAUCAAUUUUGCUGAAAUGUGGCACACUUAUUCUUCAGGAAAAUUUGCCAAGACAGUUCCUUUUUCACUCAGAUAUCUUGAACAGAUCAUGCUGUACAAAAUUUUUAAAUUUCAAAAUUUCUCAUUGUUAAGCAUUGGCAAAUUUGGAAGCUCGUCCAUCUUCUAACAAAGAAAUGUUCUGU
Erpetoichthys calabaricus (reedfish) is the source of this 1222-nucleotide messenger RNA. Its product is annotated as equilibrative nucleoside transporter 1-like. Gene Ontology annotation, molecular function: nucleoside transmembrane transporter activity. NCBI's taxonomy places the organism in Eukaryota, Metazoa, Chordata, Cladistia, Polypteriformes, Polypteridae. Bases 12 to 500 code for a protein of 162 amino acids. Gene Ontology annotation, cellular component: membrane. The transcript is spliced from 4 exons. Gene Ontology annotation, biological process: nucleoside transmembrane transport. The record is from RefSeq and is a predicted model, not a curated record.